Molecule: messenger RNA, 3699 nt
Organism: Anneissia japonica
Lineage: Eukaryota; Metazoa; Echinodermata; Crinoidea; Comatulida; Comatulidae
Exons: 2
Coding region: 1-1974 (657 amino acids)
Source: RefSeq, a predicted model, not a curated record
AUGCAUUGGGCGGAUUUGGGUUGGGAUAUUGGCGACCCUGGCGUCACUAACGGCUGGACGAUGUUGCACAGGGCAGUCCGGGAUGACCUACAUCAUGACAAUGAAGUGCGUAUGUUAGUCAAAAAAGGUGACGGAGAUGUCAUCCAUAAGCUGGCUGCAGCAUCUGGUGGAAUUAAUGUCAAAGAUCGACUUGGAUUAACUCCUUUGCAUCAUGCUGUACGAGGUCGGCUUGUACACGAGGAAGAAAUGUGGAGAGACUAUGACAAAGGAACAUGGCGGGAGGCAGACUUCAUGUCCAACCUUGUUCCCACUAAGGCUAAUAUGUCUCUGGUUAGGUCGCUCAUCGCGUCAGGGUCUGAUCCAAGCGAUAUUGACAGAUAUGGUCAUUCAGUUCUAUGGCAUGCCAAAUAUUUUGGUCAAGACGAGGUCACCUGCUUAUUGGAAGGAGAUUUAGAGUUUGCAAUCCCCGACCAAAGCAAAGAAAAUAUUCAAAUAGCUGUAAAUAACGGAAAUGAAAUUGACGAAGACAAUGGUAUAGGAAAUAAUCCUUUGGUGGAUUUAUUACAUAAAGUACCCCCACCUGGCAGCAAUGCUACUACCUGGCCCAGAGUGGCUUUGCGGGAAUUUGCUAAAUUACAGUUACAGGAGGUACAUUCCAAUGACAUUCAAGUACGAACCUGCGAUAAAAGCCAUGAAAUGGUGACGUGGGAGUCCGAUGUUCCAUCAGAGGCAAUCAGCCUCAUGGCUGGAGGGAAGAUGUUGCCACUGAUUCUGAAUUACGUCAGACAAAAAGCUAAAAAUGACGAAAAUCUAAGAGCUGAUUUACAUAGAUCAAGUCCGCCAGAAACGCCAGAGGGAAAGCCUUCCGCAAUCGAGAACCUGUUACGGUCACCAGCCAUAAAUCCAGGUUUCAGAAACAGGGGAGGUGUACUUGAGGUUCAUGAACAGAUGGAUUGCGUGGUUCAACGCCUCGUACAGGAAAUGAACGAUAUAUCCCCAAUGCUGCAACUUCGGGUAAUUUUGGGAGGAAGUGUAAGUGAGAAAACCAAAAUAGGUUUGCCGGACGAGUAUGACUAUCGCCUGUAUAUUGGAGCACUGGACGGCAAAUGUUCUGUUGUGAGGGAAAUUGAAUACGAUUUGAGUGUCCCAUCUUGGCAAAGGAGAACAGUCAACAUCCAAGUGUCCGAUGACGUGUCUUCCUCGUGGUCCUCUUAUUGUGACAACUCUAAUGUUAUCGACGCCGCGGCAUUGUUUAUGCACGUCCAUGGCGUUAUGUAUAAGGCACUCUCGCGGGAUAUUUGGGAAGGUCUCGAUAUGUACUGGAAACCGUAUGGAAGAAAUGCACUGCACGUACAGUGGAUGGGCAAGCAUUGGCAUGGCAUGGCAAUUAAGGCCGAUAUCAUGUACUGCGUCGAGAUCCAAGACUGGUGGCCGACCACUGUCCGACAGGAAAGUCACCUGCUUCCAAAUAUCAAAAGUAAUCCAUGCUGCGUAUUACUGAGACCACCUUCCUUCCAACCGUCGUCCUGUGAACUGGAACAUAUUGUAAUGUCACAACUUUCGGAUGAGAUGAAAACAGUUUAUUCCAUAGGCAAAUUGGUAAACAGAUUAACUGACUAUUCAUGCAAGGAGGAUAAAGUGACUUCGUAUGACCUUAAGAAUGCACUAUUUUAUUACAUGGAAAUGAAUGGGCAGACUGAAAAUUUCAGUUCAGGAGAGAAUCCAGAAGAAAGGGAGAACAAAAAGUGUGAGUAUAGCUGGGGCGGAAGCUAUAAUGGUGACUCGGAAUCAUUGCCGUUAAUGGUUAAGCAUCUGAGAACUAAAACAUUACAGGUAUUCCACGAUGGAUUGUCGCUUUUAAGAGAGCAUACGUCUUACUACUUUGGUAUUAGUCGGUGGGCUGAAAAGGAAGACCAAAAAAUCCGCAAAGCAAACCAACAAGAGAAAUUCGAACAAAUGUUGCUACUUUUGUGAUCAGGACAGCCCAUUUAGUUCUUUCUCAACUGCAAACACACAACAAAGCAUUGACUUAGUUAUGAGUCCUUGGUGAAAGUUUAAAGCCAUUUCUUCCACUUGGGAGUCAAGGAAGAGUCGAUUUGACCCCUGAUUUUUAAAAAAUCCAAUCCAAUCCAAUCAGGUCAUUUAUAAAGCGCCUUUCUUUGCAGAUACACUGUAUGCUCGCAUAUAAAUAAGACGACCCCCAAAUUUGAGAAGGUUUUUGGACGAUUUUUGUAUAUCGGGCGUAUAAUAAGACGACCCCCUGUUACAGCGUCGGAAUUCCAUAUCUUUUCUGCUUUUUGUGGUCUUGAUACUACCUGACUAAACGGAGUCAAAUGCAAGGCUAAUCUUCAAUUCCAUUUUAUGAGUUUUUAAAUGUUCAUAAAAAUCUUCUUUAACCGUAUUUAAAAUUGCGAUCAUUCAUACUAACACACGACCUACACAUUAUACUAGUGGUGUCUUUACAGUAGUAAAUUUGCGUGUUACGGACGUUCCUCACAUACGACGAACAUGAUUUUAAAAAUCUAAAAUGUGUAGGUCGUGCGUAUAAAACUUGGGGUAUCCCCUGUUUUUUCGAUUUUAUUUUGCUAUUUUAAGCCUCGUCUUAUACGCGAUUAUUUCUUGCUGCAUUAGUGGUCGAAAUUGGAGCUUAAUAAUAAUACUAAACAUAUAUGCAUCCACGCCAAAUCCAAUACUACCGUAUGUGAAAUGUGAAAUAUGACCUUUGAUCUCUGAAUCGAUGAAUGUCAGCUUAUCUAGUAACUUUGAAUGAUGAAUUGAGCUUUAUCUAGUGUUUUGUUUGAUGAUUUUUAUAAGCGGUACUGUACUUUUAAAUCACUGAUAGCAUAGGUCUAUCGGUCUGUCAGACGAGUACAGACUAGACGCGAUACUCUGUUGGACCUGUGAUUGAAAAUAAAACAUGUGAAAGCAAGGACUUAGAAGUCCUUGGUUUGUCAACAUAAACUUACGAAAGCGUGAGGUCCACGAGAUAAUACAUACGGCUUAAAGGAGUCCCACCCUUAGAUCCUGAAGUGUUACGUAAUCUAAUAUAAACACUGAUUGACGAAAACAGCAAGAAAAUACUGUUAUAAAAGUGUUAUUCCGAAUAAAGUUAAACUUAAUUAAAUUUCACUAUUUUAAUUCUGAGAAUUAUUAAUUUAAUUCAUGGAGUAAAGAUCUGGGGCCGAUGCAGACGGCGCGACCACAACCCCUAAAUUGUAGGCCUUAAUGAAAAUAAUUGUAUUGUUGAUAUGAAUAUAAUAGUACCGUUAAAAUAUUUGGGGUAAGAGUGUAAUUUUUGGGAACCUAGCAGGCGCGGAUCCAGGAUUUUGUCUGACCUUGGCACAGCUGGGGUGGUCCUUGCAGUGUUGGAUACAGAAAUAGAAAUAGAGGGGAACCUUCCCAGAGAGGAACCUUCACAGAUAGACACCUCAGCCCCACCAUACUUGGGGCAGUGUCGGCGCCAGCGGGGGGGGGGGGGCAGCAGGAGCUUAAUCCCCUCAUCGGGCAGAGCUCUUCGCAGUUGGACUAAAAAUACAAAAAAUAGGCCCACGCCAAGCCAACAUAUGUCACAAUCAGAGAGUGUCAUCUCUGGCCGUCCAGAGUUUACUAUUCUUAAAAAAAUCUCAUUUGGGAGGGGGAACAUCCUAUCAAACCCUUCCCCCAGCUCGGGCCUACCAGCCCAAGUCCCCCUGUCGGACA